ACCUGAUAUGGGAGAGCUUGCUGCAGAGCCUCACCUAACUGUUUUCUGGCUUCCGAGUGGGUGUUAGAGCGUGCAGUAUCCAUACUGGCACAGACCUUGGGUUCGUGGCAGAGCAGAGACACAGAAGCACCAGCCUGCAACUAUUCCAUAAUACUAACAGCUGGAUCAAGCCAUACAGUUUCUUUGUCAGUACCAGAAAUGGUACAAUUGACUGUGCAAAGCUACAGAAGAUCCCUGCAAGAAUUUUCUGAAAGCCCAGUUAUGUCAAGAUGCAACAGCCUCAGAUGCUCCCGCUCUCACACUGGUGGACCACAGAGCAUCACUGAAUGGCUGUCACUGUGUGAAAAGGAUCCAGUGGAGAUUCUCCUUGAUUUGGGGUUUGGUACAGAGGAACCUGAUGUCUGCACUAAAAUCCCUCCGAGGUUCCUCAGUGGUUCUUCUGUGGCAAAAGGUAUUGACAUCCGAGUCUUUUUGGAAGCUCAAAAGCAGCGGAUGGACAUUGAGCUGCCAAACCUGUAUGGACGUUUUCGACAACUGGAAGUACUUGACCACAUCACCAGUGCCCUCUCAUCUUUGCUGACUGAUGUGAACACCCAGCAGACCAAAGCACAGGAAGCUGGUGGGAAUGUGACCAGUCAUUUGAAUGCUGUGAAGAGCAGAUCUGUGGUCACACAAGCGAAGAGGAGAAGAAUAGGUCAGCUCCUGAGAAGGGCUUCUCAGCAGACAACACUGCUGAACUUGGGCUCGCUGGCACCUGAGGAAGUCAGCAUGCCAGGCACAGAAGAACAGCCUCACCUUUGUGUGGAUAUUGCUGAGAAGGAACCAAUCCAGGCAGGAUUUUCUGCACAUGUUACCUUGCGCUGCCUGUCCCAGGAGCAAACCUGUAGAGACAAAGGUUCCUCAGCUUAUCCCCUAUCCCAGUGCCCGCCAGCUCUGCCAAGGAAAACCUGUGCUUCAUCGUGUUUAGUGACAAAACAGCUCCACCUUUCUUCUCCACGUGAGGCACCUGCCAAAGACGGGCCAAGAAAAGAGCCCCAUUUGCUUUUGGCCCAGAUGCUCAAAAAAUUGGCAGGUCUAAACUGCAGGCCUCCAGAUUCAUUUGAAAUGGAAGAGAUUCAGAGCUUUGAGGAUGAAAUUCCAUGUGGAAAUACUCCUGACACCACCUCAACAGAGAUGAUGGUGACAAGAACAAGCAGCUGCCAGUCAGACAGCAGUGGGUUCAUGGAGGAGCUGCCAGAAUCUUUAGUACUGCAAGUAAGAAAUCAACAAUAUUAGUCAGUGGGUCUAUGAAAACUCUGUAACCU
This is a messenger RNA of Lagopus leucura (white-tailed ptarmigan), 1304 nucleotides long. RefSeq names its product protein ITPRID1-like. Gene Ontology annotation, molecular function: signaling receptor binding. The record is from RefSeq and is a predicted model, not a curated record. Bases 199 to 1275 code for a protein of 358 amino acids. The transcript has 8 exons. NCBI's taxonomy places the organism in Eukaryota, Metazoa, Chordata, Aves, Galliformes, Phasianidae.